AUGACUUAUGAUAGUUCGUCGAAUUCCUGCACCUGUGAUUCCGGUUUCUACAUGACAGUUGUUGGAGAUUGCCGACCAGCGAGUGAAAAUGUUCUCACUUGGUGGGACGAUAGCUGGGGUAGCUGCACUGGAGGCUGGCGUCAUCGCAAAGUAAACAGCUGUGCACGGGAAGAUAAAGGAUCUACAAGCGCACCAUGGUGGAGCCGAGAUUGCUUCAGAUUCAAGUUUUCUGAAAAGUGCAACGAUGCUUCUCUUACCAAUGCAGAUUGUACAGAUUGGUUUGCUGAAUACAAUUCUGGAUCCGGCCUUUGUGAAUGUAAAUCUGGCUACACAAUGACCGAAAAAGGAUGCACAAGCUGGAAUAACGUCAAAAAUGAUGCUGGCGAUAGGCUUAUGGUUGAAAUCCAAGCUCGAUUGACUCACAUCCACUCUACUGGAACUCUUUCGACAAUUAAUGAUAAACGGCUCGCUGCUUUCGAACGAUUUUUUGAUAACAUGGAGAAGAAGGCGAUCAAUAAGGCGAAAUCGGGGUGCGGAAAGAGAGGCAGAAGCAUCCAUAGCGACUUCAUUGGAGCUCACGAAUCUCUCUAUGCUGAUUUCCAGACUCAAUCCGCCGAAGACAUCGGAGACUACGAUGCUCUUCGAGAACUAGUCUAUCUCUACAAUCACUGGCAGCAGCUUCUUCUCUGGAAUUGCCCAAGCUCAGGUUAUGGCAACGAUCCUUUGGACGCGACAGAUGCGACGGGAGAAACCUGCACCAAUGCAAACAAGAAAGCGACUUUCAAAUGCCGAAUUCAAUUCCAAUUCGACAUUCUCUUCGACAGAGUCUUCAAGCAAAACACACUCGAAUGGUAA
Oikopleura dioica is the source of this 855-nucleotide messenger RNA. The record is from the annotation of a GenBank genome assembly. NCBI's taxonomy places the organism in Eukaryota, Metazoa, Chordata, Appendicularia, Copelata, Oikopleuridae.